This is a messenger RNA of Amoebophrya sp. A25, 1163 nucleotides long. The record is from the annotation of a GenBank genome assembly. Lineage: Eukaryota; Dinophyceae; Syndiniales; Amoebophryaceae.
UCUGGAGGAAGGUCAGGACGUGUGAGAUUUUCUUCAGAUUCUAAUGCCAAACACGAAAACUUGUAUAGCAUGCUUCAACAGCCACCUCUAGAUGAAGGAGCAUCAGCGUCACAGCAGUCGUGGCAAGAUUUGGAGGAUGUUUUGACUAUCGUGCAGCAAACGCUGAGCAACUUACUUGUGGACUCACCUGAUGAUCCCGUGUCUCAAGAAUUGAGUGCUCGGGAACUGUUACGAGUAUUGAAAAAAGCGACUGAAGGCACUAAGGCAUCCACGGCAGGACGAGAUGCUGGAGGUGCAUCCAUAGAUGCCUUCGACUUGCUCACCUUGUCUCCUGAGACCGUUUCGGACAUUGCAGACGGGCUGUUUCCCAGAAAAGCGGCUGUUGGCACGACUGGAGCGAGUAGUACAAGAAAAGCGGCUGCAUGUGUCGACGUGGGACCACCACACUACAAUGCGAUUCGUGGCACCACUGAUCGCCUAGACGACAUUAUCGACCGCUAUGAAAAACUCGUGUCCACUGAAGAAGAGAACUCGCACACAGUGUCAUCGACGUCUUACCUCUUCGAAAGACCGAGUCGUGCACAAGUGCAAUACGAGGAUCAAGAACAGCGGGAUAGAGAAGAGGAUGCCGGAGCUAAGGAGAAGGAUGGCGCAACUUUCCUUUUCAGUAGCGAGCCCGACAGGGGAGAGGAACCUGAACAGGCAGAUCUUUCUGCAGGAGGCCUGAGUCUAGUCGAUGACGUCUUAGGGGAGUUCGAACAAGAUGUAAAAACUGUCAACGCCGGAGAUGGACCCACUGCUGUAGAAGAUCAAGGCCAAAACUCUUCUUCGAGCUCAUCUCCACCCAGGAGAAAAUACACCAGUCCUGGUUCACAUGCGGCGCACGCUUGGGAUCGCGCAAGACAGGCCGUGCUAAGUGAGGAGACGUCAAAUUUGGUUCGAUUGAAGGUACAGCCAAAGCGGUUCGCCACGCCGCGCAGCGAGUUAUUUUCGAUUACCGAUCUGUUAGCCAAGCUGGUCAAAAUGGCUGUGGGAGGGUCAAGCAGUUCGAGUAGUGGAGGACGCACAACAGCAAGAGAACCGCAAGUAGAGCAGGCGAGACUUUCUUCACCACGUGUGGUAGUGCAGCAAGUCGUUGUGGAUCAUCAACCUUCAUCUAUUAU